GGCUCCGGCCCAGUUCUCCUCUCCCGGCGCCGGGGGUCCCGGCGGCCGCAUGAGCCGCGCGCGUGGGGCGCUGUGCCGGGCCUGCCUCGCGCUGGCCGCGGCCCUGGCCGCGCUGCUGCUACUGCCGCUGCCGCUGCCGCUGCCCCGCGCGCCCGGCCCGGCCCGGACCCCCGCCCCGGCCCCGCGCGCGCCCCCGUCCCGGCCCGCUGCCCCCAGCCUGCGGCCCGACGACGUCUUCAUAGCCGUCAAGACCACCCGGAAGAACCACGGGCCGCGCCUGCGACUGCUGCUGCACACCUGGAUCUCCCGGGCCCGCCGGCAGACAUUCAUCUUCACCGACGGGGACGACCCUGAGCUCGAGCUCCAGGGUGGUGAGUGUCCCCCAGCCCCGGCGCCCGCGGGACCUGGCCCCCGAGACCCCGGAGCCGCGGCCACUGCGCUGCUGUGGGUGCCCUUCUCUGUCGAGGCUCCGGAGGUCCGGGGAGGCCACGACGCUGCCCAGGUCACACGGCCUGCGGAGGGCCCACCCUGCCAGCCAAGCUCUGCUCUCACACUGGCUGCUUCCCGGGGCGUGGGGCUAGUGCCACGUCCCCUGAAGAAACCCCAGCAGGGAAUCCACCCUUCCAGGCCAGGUGGUGGCCGUGUCAUCAACACCAACUGUUCGGCCGUGCGCACCCGCCAGGCCCUCUGCUGCAAGAUGUCCGUGGAGUACGACAAGUUCAUCGAGUCUGGGCGCAAGUGGUUUUGCCACGUGGACGAUGACAAUUAUGUGAACCCCAGGAGCCUCCUGCACUUGCUCUCCAGCUUCUCACCCAGCCAGGACGUCUACCUGGGGCGGCCCAGCCUGGACCACCCCAUCGAGGCCACCGAGAGGGUCCAGGGUGGCAGAACUGUGACCACGGUCAAGUUCUGGUUUGCUACUGGUGGGGCCGGGUUCUGCCUCAGCAGAGGCCUCGCCCUCAAGAUGAGCCCGUGGGCCAGCCUGGGCAGCUUCAUGAGCACGGCUGAGCAGGUGCGGCUGCCGGACGACUGCACGGUGGGUUACAUCGUGGAGGGGCUUCUGGGCGCCCGCCUGCUGCACAGCCCCCUCUUCCACUCCCACUUGGAGAACCUGCAGAGGCUACCGCCAGACACCUUGCUCCAGCAGGUUACCUUGAGCUAUGGGGGUCCUGAGAACCCACAUAACGUGGUGAACGUGGCUGGAGGCUUCAGCGUGCAGCAGGACCCCACACGGUUUAAGUCUGUCCACUGCCUUCUCUACCCAGACACGGACUGGUGUCCCAGGCAGAAGCAGGGUGCCCCGAUCUCUCGGUGACACCAACCACCCCUGACCCAGGGCUGCCUCACUCUGUCCCAGGUGCAGGGAGCUGGAGCCCCCCAUGGCCUCAGUGGACUCCCUCAGGUGCCAUGGCCAUACCAGUGAGAUGCAAGCACCUGGCACACCCUCUCGCUAGCCUGCAGCCCCCCUCUCCCAGCCCCUGGUGGACUGCAGUGAUGGGUGUUUUGGGAGAAAAAAGACAGCCGGGCUGAGGGCCGGGGCCGCAGUGCCCCUCCCACUGACCCAGCCUCAGGGUUGAUCCCACGGGAACAGGCGUCCACCCCAGCACCUGGGCACCUGGGAGGGAGCUACCAUCCAGGCUCCAUUACCUGUUGCUGAAGGCGGGUGCCAGGCUGGCUAGGUGCCAAGGAGCAGGCUCCAGAUCAAGGUCCUGGCCCAGCCACAGCCAUUGCAAGGGCUUAGCCUGGCAGGCUUUGUGGGGGAUGCUGCCCUCUCUGCUGCAGGCUGGGUGCACAGCCGGGCACCGCAGGGGGACUCAGGCCCGGGAAGGUCAUGCUCUCAGCCAGAGCUUUGCUCCCAGCCCAGGUGCCUCAUUCGGAGGCCUCUUGACUGGGACCACAGAGGUGUUUUCUCUGCUCUGACUUGUGGCUCAGGACUCCUUCCUGGGUCAUGCUCCUGCCCCACUGUGCCUGGGCCCAUCAACAGCAGGAGCCUUUUGUUUGGGGCCCCCUGGGGUGAGACUGCCCCUGACCCGCCCAUCCCAGCAGACCCACCUCCCCGCCUGCUGCCUUCCCUGGAGGGAAACGGGCCAGGGACCGUCAUCUCCCCUCUGCCUCCUGCUUUGCUGUUGCCAAGCGCGAGUAAAGGCUUUGUUCUUACUCCA
Messenger RNA from Chlorocebus sabaeus (green monkey), 2162 nucleotides. RefSeq names its product RFNG O-fucosylpeptide 3-beta-N-acetylglucosaminyltransferase (gene RFNG). Gene Ontology annotation, cellular component: Golgi membrane. Gene Ontology annotation, molecular function: O-fucosylpeptide 3-beta-N-acetylglucosaminyltransferase activity. Lineage: Eukaryota; Metazoa; Chordata; Mammalia; Primates; Cercopithecidae. Gene Ontology annotation, biological process: pattern specification process. The record is from RefSeq and is a predicted model, not a curated record.